AAAGCAUAAAGGAUGUUAUUGGCAGAAAGACAAAAAUUGUGGUGAAGAAGAGAGUGAAGCUGGAAGUGAGAGGAGACAGAGUUGAGAACAAAGUGCUGGUGCUCACGACAUGCCGGGCCUUCCUCCUGACGGCGCGAGUCCCCACCAAGCUCGAGGGGACCUUCAGCUACCUGGAGAUCCACGGGGUCGCCUGCAGCAAGCCAGCUCAGAUGGUGGUGGAGACGGAGAAGGGCAGCAUGUCCCUGAAGAUGGCGGCGCCCGAGGACGUGUGGGAGGUGCUGGCGCACAUCGGCACCUGCCUGCGGAGCGUCUUCCCCGGCCUCUCUCCACUGAGAAUCAUGAGAAAAGUCUCCCUGGAGUCCUCCGAGCGCCUGGCCAACCUCCAGGCCCUGUGGGACAGCCAGCCUGUGGCCGAGCCGGGCCCCUGCGGUGGAUUUUCUCAGAUGUAUGCCUACGUCUGUGACUGGCUCGGAUUCUCAUACAGGGAGGAGGUCCAGUGGGACGUGGACACGAUCUACCUGACCCAGGACACCCGGGAGCUGAACCUGCAGGACUUCAGUCAUCUGGACCACAGGGACCUCGUCCCCAUCGUGGCCGCCCUGGAGUACAACCAGUGGUUCACCAGGCUCUCCUCGAAGGAUCUGAGGCUGUCCGCCGAUGUCUGUGAGCAGAUCUUGCGGGUGGUGAGCAGGUCCAGUUGGCUGGAAGAGCUGGUGCUUGAAAACGCCGGACUCAGGACAGAUUUUGCACAGAAGCUGGGCAGCGCCCUCGCACACAACCCCGCCUCGGGUCUGCACACCAUCAACCUUGCCGGCAACCCACUGGAGGAUAGAGGUGUGUCCUCCUUAUGUAUUCAAUUUGCCAAACUCCCGAAGGGAUUAAAGCACUUAAAUUUAUCUAAAACCUCACUGUCACCAAAAGGGGUGAACAGCCUGACUCAGGCACUCAGGGCCAACCCGCUGACCGCCUCCAGCCUCAGCCACCUGGACCUCUCAGGGAACAUCCUCCGGGGAGACGACCUCUCGCACAUGUACAAUUUUUUGGCUCAACCCAAUGCCAUUGCACGUCUGGAUCUGUCCAACACGGAAUGCUCCCUGGACGCGGUCUGUGCUGCUCUUCUCCGCGGGGGCCUGCAGCACCUGGCCGAGCUCCGAAGGGCAGAGAGGUGCCGCCGUCCUUCAAGCGGUUCUUCAGCAGUGCCCUGGCGCUGCGGCACGUCAACCUUGCAGGCACCAAACUGUCUCCUGAGCCCUUGAAGGCACUGCUGUUGGGCCUGGCCUGCAACCACAGCCUGAAGGGGGUCUCCCUCGAUCUCAGCGGCUGCGAGCUGAGGUCAGGAGGUGCCCAGGUGCUGGAAGGCUGCAUCGCCGAGAUCCACAAUAUCACCAGCCUUGACAUCUCCGACAACGGUUUAGAAUCUGACCUGUCCACCUUGAUAGUAUGGCUCAGUAAGAACAGGUCGAUACAGCACCUGGCGUUAGGCAAAAACUUUAAUAAUAUGAAAUCCAAAAACCUGGCCCCCGUCUUGGACAGCCUAGUGCAGAUGAUCCAGGAGGAGGACUCGCCCCUGCAGUCCUUGUCACUGGCCGAUUCAAAACUUAAGGCCGAGGUCACCAUCCUCAUCAAUGCCCUGGGCAGCAACAGCUCCCUGACCGAGGUGGACAUCAGCGGGAACGGCAUGGGUGACAUGGGAGCCAAGAUGCUGGCUAAAGCCCUGCAGAUCAACACCAAGCUCAGGACCGUGAUCUGGGACAAGAACAACAUCAGCGCACAGGGCUUUCAGGACAUCGCCGUUGCUAUGGAGAAGAACUACACGUUGAGAUUUAUGCCAAUUCCCGUGUAUGACGCUUCUCAAGCUCUGAAAGCAAACCCCGAAAAGACGGAAGAGGCGCUGCAAAAGAUCCAGAACUACCUGCUCCGGAACCACGAGACCCGCAAGCACCUCCAGGAGCAAGCCUACCGCCUGCAGCAGGGCAUCGUCGCCAGCACCACCCAGCAGAUGAUCGAUGGGGUGUGUGUGAAGGUCCAGGACCACCUCAACUCCCUGCGAAGCUGCGGCGGAGAGGCCGUGCAGGAGGACGUCAGGGCCGCGGAGCAGCUGCUGCGUGACGCCAAGAACUCCAAGACGCUGCUGCCAAACCUGUACCAUGUCGGCGGGACGUCCGGGUCGGCAGCCAGCGGCUUGUCCAGGCCGAUUCAGGAGACCCUGGAGGCCAUGGCUGGAGAGGUCACCAGAGUCGUGGACGAGCAGCUCAAGGCGCUUCUUGAGUCCAUGGUCGACGCUGCCGAGAGCCUGUGUCCCAGCGUGAUGCGAAGAGCCCACAUCCGCCAGGACUUGAUCCAUGCCAGCACCCAGAAGGUCUCCGUCCCACGCACCUUUGUUAAGAAUGUCCUGCUGGAGCAGUCUGGGGCUGACAUCUUCAACAAGAUCAGUGAGGUGAAGCUGACGGUGGCCUCCUUCCUGUCCGACCGCAUCGUGGACGAGAUCCUGGAUGCGCUGUCAGGCUGCCACCAUAAACUGGCGGACCACUCCAGCAGGCGCGGCCAGACCCUCCCACAGCACAAGUCCCCGGAGCGCGAGCCGGCUGAGGAGAGGCCGGCGAAGGGCCCGGCUGCCCUGGUGGAGGAGCUCUCGGAGCUGGAGCAGCUGGAGGACCUGGACGACCUGGACACGUGCAUGGUGACCCCGAAGUCCAAGCGGAAGAGCAUCCACAGCCGCAUGCUGCGGCCCGUGUCCAGGGCCUUCGAAAUGGAGUUCGAUCUCGAUAAAGCCCUGGAAGAGGUGCCCAUCCACGUCGAGGACCUGCCCUUCCCCUCCGUCAGGCCAGAGAAGCGGGGUUCGGGGUUCAUCUCUGAGCUGCCCUCGGAGGAGGGGAGGAAGCUGGAGCACUUCACCAAGCUGAGGCCCAGGCGGAACAAGAAACAGCAGCCCACCCAGACCGCGGUCUGCGCUGUCAACGCGGUCCCCCAUGACGGCGAGCAGAACGGCCUCAUGGGGAGAGUGGACGAGGGCGUCGACGAGUUCUUCACCAAGAAGGUGACCAGGAUGGAUUCCAAGAGGUCGUCGGCCCAAGGCUCCGAGUCCCAGGAGCUGAGUGAGGGAGAGGAGAAGAAGAAGCGAGAGUCCCGGAGAAGCGGCUUUCUCCACCUCAUUAAGCCUCGGUCGAGAUCCGAGCGGCCACCCACGGUCUUGAUGGCGGAAGAGCCCUCCUCACCGAAGGGGGCCCUCCAGAGCCCGGCCACUGGCACUCCUGGGAAGGACAUGGAGACUGCCGAGCCCAACGGCAACCCGGAGCAGGCAGAGGGGACCAAGACCUCCGAUGCCCUGGAGGAGAGUCGGGACGAGGCCGGGCAGCUGGAGCGCCGGGACAGCAGGGGCAGCCCCCCCGGGGGGCGGCGGUACGGCGUGCAGGUGAUGGGUGGCGGCCUGCUGGCGGAGAUGAGGGCCAAGCAGGGCCAGCGGGCGGCCGGCGUGCAGAAGAAGCCGGGGAACGAUGCCGUCUCCCAGGACCCCACCAGCCCAGCCUUGAGCAGCACCGAGCGGCCAGACGGAGGUGGGGCAGUGCCCAGGCCGCACCCAGGUGCCCCGGAGAGCCGCUUCAGCUUGGGAACACCCGAAAGGAACGUCAAGUCAGAGCCCAGAGUGGACAUGGGUACCAAGCCCCGCGGCACAGCCGGCACGCCCACCAGCCCGAAGCCCCUCCUGCAGUCCCCGAAGCCCAGCCCUGCCGCACGGCCCACCAUCCCACAGAAACCGAGAUCUGCUUCGCGGCCCGAGGAUGCCCCGAACUCACCGUCUGGCCCCGGCUCCCCUAAAGUUGCCCUGCUUCCGCCCGUCCUGAAGAAAGUCCCAUCGGACAGGGACAGAGACAGCCAGAGCGGCCCGCAGCCCAGCCCCAGGUCAUUUUCCCAAGAAGUGCCGAGGAGGAGCUGGGGCCCGCAGGCCCCAGAGUGUGUGGAGCAGAAGCCGCGGCCCUCCAGCAAAGACGGCCAUCAGGGCAGCAAGUCCAGUGACUCCCCCCCCACCCAGCCAGGCGUCCCGCCCCUCCCCAAGCUCCGCCCCACCCAGACCCGCACUCCGCCCCUUCCCCCAAGCUCCGCCCCUCCCCCGAAGCUCCGUCCCCGAGCUCCACCCCCUCCCGUGUUUCUGCACAUGCCUUCCAUGAAAGCCAGCAACCACUCCGUGGCCUACUCAGCCUCUCCGAGCAGCCAGAUGGCCCUGUGA
Molecule: messenger RNA, 4225 nt
Organism: Tupaia belangeri chinensis (Chinese tree shrew)
Lineage: Eukaryota; Metazoa; Chordata; Mammalia; Scandentia; Tupaiidae
Gene: CARMIL1
Product: capping protein regulator and myosin 1 linker 1
Biological process (GO): cell migration; regulation of Arp2/3 complex-mediated actin nucleation
Cellular component (GO): lamellipodium; plasma membrane
Molecular function (GO): protein binding
Source: RefSeq, a predicted model, not a curated record